Ilyonectria robusta is the source of this 904-nucleotide messenger RNA. RefSeq lists its product as uncharacterized. NCBI's taxonomy places the organism in Eukaryota, Fungi, Ascomycota, Sordariomycetes, Hypocreales, Nectriaceae. The coding region runs from base 1 to 714 and encodes 237 amino acids. The record is from RefSeq and is a predicted model, not a curated record. The transcript has 3 exons.
AUGCACCGCGCUAUCCUUGCGGACGGCACCUAUCCUUGGAACAAAGUCCGCGACCCAACCUAUUCCAGCAUCGUUGUUCCGUCGUGGAGCGCAACAGCAGAACAGUUAAGAUUGGCAACGUUCGUCAAGUACUGGUAUCAGGGCACUCGUGACGAUAACGCGAGCCUGCGAGGCAGCUAUGUUGUUCUCCGCCGUUACCUCAACGGUAAUAUUGACUGUUCCUUCUCAUUUAAAGUUACAAAGCCUUUUACCCGAGUUCCACCUAAGAAAAGAUUUUCAAGGCUUCUCUGGCAUUGGUGGAGGCCUGGGGCGACGGUGCUGUCUUUCAGUCUAUCACCAAAUCCGAAAUUCAAGGCACUUGAUGUUACAUCUAUCGACAAAAAGUCCCCUGCGAGUAACGCCACCCUGAUUACAGAAGAGAAGGUCAAGAAACGGAAGAACCCUCAACAACCUUUUUGGUCCGGUCAAGGACAUCUUGACUCACUGGGUGUGGUAAACAAUGCCAGCAUCGUCAUGGUGGGCGACACCAAGCUUGACAGCCCCAGACUUGUCAUCGUAAAUAAUGAGGGGUUGUUUGCUGAUAUCCCGAGGUUAAAUAGCUCAGACCCCAGAGUGGCAGCAAGGGAGAACCAGUUGACCCCGCGCCGGAAAGGUUUACCCCCCGGACUAGCCAAUGCUACGCCUAUUCCCGGCCAUAUUUCUCAAAGAAACUGAGUGGUCUCCGCUUCGAUCAAGGGUACUGGUGGAGCUGAUGGCUUGAGUAGUACUCGUGACAUGUGUGGGGGAUGGAGAGGCGGGGGAAAUCACACCAUGAUGUCAAUUCCGCCGAGCAUGUUGCCCAAGUUAUGGAGUUUCCUCGGAAGCACUAACGGCCGGACCCAACAAUAAAUGGGCCUCAUCUGUG